Molecule: messenger RNA, 246 nt
Organism: Acaulospora colombiana
Lineage: Eukaryota; Fungi; Glomeromycota; Glomeromycetes; Diversisporales; Acaulosporaceae
Source: the annotation of a GenBank genome assembly
AUGAGUAAGGUGUCUGUGAAUGGAGAUUGCGUGGAAGGGAACGGGAAACAGUCGACCGGCUUGAAACCUUCUCCGCCAGUUUCCUUGUCUGUAACCCCAGGCUCUGCAAUCGGCCGUGGAUCCGAACUGGUUGAUCAGCGUUCGACAGAAACCAAUCCAAAUCUUCACUUCGAAGAACAAAUUUCGGCAUCAAUUAGUCUCUCCCAGAGAUCUUUCAGGAUAACGGACAGUCAGGGGGUACCAUGA